Molecule: messenger RNA, 6891 nt
Organism: Dipodomys spectabilis (banner-tailed kangaroo rat)
Lineage: Eukaryota; Metazoa; Chordata; Mammalia; Rodentia; Heteromyidae
Gene: Prrc2a
Product: proline rich coiled-coil 2A
Exons: 31
Coding region: 244-6717 (2157 amino acids)
Biological process (GO): cell differentiation
Source: RefSeq, a predicted model, not a curated record
GGUGCUCCCGGGGGCGGCGGUUGCCCGGAUGGGCCGUUAGUCGGAGCCCAGCGCGGAGUGAGCGAGGGAGACGGGAGGAGCCGAACCCGGCGCCAUCCGCCGCCAUCCGUCCCCGCCCCACCGCCAUCCGCCCCGGGGAACCACUAAGCCCCGGUCCCGGACCCCCGCGCACCCGGCCAGGCUCCGGCACGUUUUGGGGGAGGUGCCUGCAGGACCCAACUUACUCAAUGAGCUUCCAGCGCAAUGUCCGAUCGCUCGGGGCCGACUGCCAAGGGGAAGGAUGGAAAGAAGUAUUCCUCGCUCAACCUGUUUGAUACGUAUAAGGGCAAGUCCUUAGAGAUCCAGAAACCCGCUGUUGCCCCUCGCCAUGGCCUGCAGAGUCUUGGAAAAGUUGCCAUUGCUCGGCGUAUGCCACCCCCAGCCAACCUUCCAAGCCUGAAAGCCGAGAACAAAGGCAAUGACCCCAAUGUCUCACUAGUGCCGAAAGACGGAACAGGAUGGGCAAGCAAACAGGAGCAGUCCGACCCCAAGAGUUCCGAUGCCUCAACCGCUCAGCCGCCGGAAUCGCAGCCACAGCCGGCUUCACAGACGCCUGCCUCCAACCAACCGAAACGACCCCCAACAGCCCCCGAGAACACUCCUUCCGUUCCAAGCGGAGUAAAGUCCUGGGCACAAGCCAGCGUCACCCAUGGAGCCCAUGGAGAUGGUGGAAGGGCAUCAAGCCUACUGUCGCGAUUCUCUCGAGAGGAAUUUCCGACCCUGCAGGCGGCUGGCGACCAGGACAAGGCUGCCAAGGAAAGGGAGUCUGCCGAACAGUCGUCUGGGCCAGGACCAAGCCUCCGCCCCCAAAAUCCUACAACUUGGAGGGACGGAGGUGGACGUGGCCCUGAUGAGCUGGAGGGCCCGGACUCCAAACUUCAUCAUGGUCAUGAUCCCCGGGGGGGACUGCAGCCUUCAGGCCCACCCCAGUUCCCUCCCUAUCGCGGAAUGAUGCCGCCCUUCAUGUAUCCCCCAUAUCUCCCGUUCCCUCCGCCCUAUGGACCCCAGGGGCCUUACCGAUACCCCACUCCUGAUGGGCCCAGCCGUUUUCCCCGUGUGGCGGGCCCCCGGGGCUCAGGGCCACCAAUGCGCCUUGUAGAGCCUGUGGGUCGGCCUUCUAUUCUCAAAGAGGAUAAUCUCAAAGAAUUUGACCAGUUGGACCAGGAGAAUGAUGAUGGUUGGGCAGGAGCCCAUGAAGAGGUUGACUACACUGAAAAGCUGAAGUUCAGUGAUGAGGAAGAUGGGCGAGACUCCGAUGAAGAGGGAGCUGAGGGCCACAAGGAUUCCCAGUCAGCUGCUGGUGAGGAGCGGCCCCCUGAAGCAGAUGGCAAAAAGGGCAUUUCCCCUGGCAGCGAACCGCCCCCUCCCAAGACGGCCUGGGCAGAGACCUCUCGGCCUUCAGAGACAGAGUUGGGGCCUCCUGCCCCAAAGCCUCCCCCACCCCCGCCUCACCGGGGCCCCACCGGGAACUGGGGCCCCCCUGGGGACUACCCAGAUCGUGGGGGUCCUCCCUGCAAGCCACCAGCACCUGAAGAUGAGGAUGAGGCAUGGCGGCAGCGGCGAAAACAGUCUUCAUCUGAAAUUUCCCUAGCAGUGGAACGGGCUCGGCGUCGCCGAGAAGAGGAAGAGCGGCGUAUGCAGGAGGAGCGCCGGGCAGCCUGUGCUGAGAAGCUCAAGCGGCUUGAUGAAAAGUUUGGGGCACCCGACAAACGGCUCAAAGCAGAGCCUGCAGCUCCACCUGCCCCUCCUGCCCCAGCUCCACCACCUGUAGUCCCCAAAGAACUCCCUGCACCUCCAGCUCUGCCGCCAGCUCCAGCCCCAGCACCAGAGAAAGAUGCUGAAGAGCCAGCCCAGCCUCCUCCUGCCCAGUCCACCCCCAAUUCAGGUGUGGCUCCAGCUCCCACUCUGGUGAGUGGUGGUGGCACAACCAGUAGCACCAGCAGUGCCAGCUUCGAAUCCAGUCCAGUGGAACCCCAGCUGCCUUCCAAAGAGGGUCCUGAACCACCAGAAGAGGUUCCUCCACCUUCCACACCCCCAGCCCCAAAGGUGGAAUCUAAGGGUGAUGGGGUUGGGCCUACACGACAGCCCCCCAGUCAAAGCUUGGGUUACCCCAAAUAUCAGAAGUCGUUGCCUCCUCGUUUCCAGAGGCAGCAACAGGAGCAGCUCCUGAAGCAGCAGCAGCAGCAGCAGUGGCAGCAGCAGCAGCAAGGCUCUGCUCCUCCUGCCCCAGUGCCCCCGUCACCACCACAACCUGUGACCCUGGGAGCUGUUCCAGCUCCACAGGCUCCACCCCCACCCCCAAAAGCCCUGUACCCAGGUGCUCUGGGCCGGCCCCCACCCAUGCCCCCAAUGAACUUUGAUCCCCGCUGGAUGAUGAUUCCUCCUUACGUGGACCCUCGGCUCCUCCAGGGUCGACCCCCUUUGGACUUCUACCCUCCUGGUGUGCAUCCUUCUGGCCUAGUUCCCCGGGAGCGCUCAGACAGUGGGGGCUCGAGCUCAGAGCCAUUUGAGCGCCAUGUACCCCCCCUGCUACGGGAUCGAGGCACCCCACCAGUGGAUCCAAAGUUGGCCUGGGUAGGAGAUGUCUUCACCACCACACCCACUGACCCUCGCCCACUCACCUCACCACUGCGCCAGGUUGCAGAUGAAGAGGAAAAAGGGAUGAGGAGCGAGACUCCUCCAGUACCCGCCCCACCACCUUAUCUGGCCAGUUAUCCAGGAUUUCCAGAGAAUGGAGCUCCUGGGCCCCCAAUUUCUCGCUUCCCUCUGGAGGAACCAGCUCCCUCAGGGUCCCGUCCGGUCCCCUGGCCUCCAGGCAGUGAUGAAGCUGCCAAGAUACAGGCUCCACAGUCCAAGAAGGAAUCCCCCAAGGAGGAAACUUCACAGCUGACAGGGCCAGAAACAGGCCGAAAGCCUGCCCGUGGAAGUGGCCAAGGGCCUCCACCACCACGCAGAGAGAGCCGCACUGAGACCCGCUGGGGCCCCCGUCCAGGUAGCAGUCGUCGUGGAAUCCCUCCAGAGGAGCCAGGGGCCCCUCCUCGCCGGGCAGGGCCUAUAAAGAAACCACCUCCACCUGUCAAAGUUGAAGAACUGCCUCCUAAGCCCUCGGAGCAGGGUGAUGAAACCCCCAAGGUCCCAAAGCCAGAUCCACUCAAGACAGCCAAGAGCAAGAUGGGGCCUAAGGAGACCCCACCAAGUGGAAAUCUUUCUCCUGCACCAAGGCUUCGGAGGGACUAUUCGUAUGAAAGAGUGGGUCCUACCUCGUGUAGGGGCCGGGGCCGAGGAGAGUAUUUUGCCAGAGGGAGGGGUUUUCGGGGUACCUAUGGAGGUAGGGGACGGGGAGCCCGAAGUCGGGAAUUCCGAAGUUACCGGGAAUUCCGUGGAGAUGAUGGGCGUGGAGGUGGGACAGGAGGACCAAAUCACCCCCCUGCUUCCCGAGGCCGCACUGCCAGUGAGACACGAAGUGAGGGUUCAGAGUAUGAAGAAAUCCCUAAGCGUCGCCGGCAGCGUGGAUCAGAAACAGGCAGUGAGACCCAUGAGAGUGAUCUGGCCCCCUCAGACAAAGAGGCCCCACCGCCUAAGGAAGGAGGGCUCACCCAGGCCCCUCUUGCUCCCCCACCACCUGGAGCUCCUCCUUCACCCGCCCCUGCCCGCUUUUCCACAGCCCGGGGAGGGCGUGUGUUCACUCCCAGAGGGGUGCCAUCUCGGAGGGGCAGGGGAGGAGGGCGGCCUCCCCCUCCUGUGUGCCCAGGCUGGAGCCCUCCAACCAAGUCCCUGGUUCCAAAGAAACCUCCAGCAGGUCCUUUGCCCCCAAGUAAGGAGCCUUUGAAAGAAAAGCUGAUAGCAGGGCCGAUGUCUCCCAUGGCCCGGGGAGGCAGCAACGGAAGCAACAUGGGUAUUGGUGUGGAAGAUGGGGAGCGACCACGAAGACGACGACAUGGGAGAGCUCAGCAGCAGGACAAGCCACCUCGUUUCCGGAGGCUGAAACAGGAACGGGAGAACGCUGCCAGAGGGGUCGAGAGCAAACCCUCCUUAACCCUGCCAGCCUCCACCCCUGGGCCCGAGGAAGCCCUGGCAACAGCCACAGUGCCCCCACCACCUCGAAGGGCGGCUGCCAAGUCUCCUGAUCUGUCAAACCAGAACUCUGACCAAGCCAAUGAGGAGUGGGAGACUGCAUCAGAGAGCAGCGACUUUGCCAGUGAACGCCGGGGAGACAAAGAAGCUCCCCCGCCAGCAUUAAUGGCCCCCAAAGCUGUGGGAACUGGGGGCAGCACAGGUGGGGCUGGACCAGGCAUUUCAGCUAUGUCUCGUGGAGAUCUGAGCCAGAGAGCCAAGGAUUUGAGCAAGCGGAGCUUCUCUAGUCAGCGGCCAGGCAUGGAUCGGCAGAACCGCCGCCCAGGCCCUGGGAGCAAGGCUGGAGGUGGUGGCAGUGGAGGUGGUGGCGGGGGGCCUGGAGGAAGAACUGGCCCAGGACGAGGGGACAAGAGGAGCUGGCCCUCACCAAAGAACCGGAGCCGUCCUCCAGAGGAACGUCCCCCGGGGCUUCCCCUGCCUCCCCCGCCCCCCAGCAGUUCUGCUGUCUUCCGCCUGGACCAAGUUAUCCACAGCAACCCUGCUGGCAUCCAACAGGCUUUGGCCCAGCUUAGCAGUCGCCAAGGAAGUGUAACUGCACCAGGGGGCCACCCAAGGCCCAAGCCUGGGCCUCCCCAAGCCCCCCAGGGCUCGUCCCCUCGGCCCCCAACCCGAUACGACUCCCCGAGGGCCAACAAUGGCACCAGCUCUGACUCUCACUUCGAGGAGUCAGGGCCCAUGGUGAGGGGGAUGAGCGGAACUCCCCGGGACUCUGCUGGGGUUAAUCCCUUUCCCCCAAAACGGCGGGAGCGGCCUCCCCGAAAGCCAGAGUUGCUGCAGGAGGAGUCUUUGCAAUCUUCACAUAGCUCUGGAUUCUUGGGCUCUAAGCCAGAGGUCCCAGGCACUCAGGGAGAAUCCAGAGAUGCAGGCCCAGAGGCCCUGACCCCCCACAUCUGGAAUCAUUUACAUAAUGCCACUAGCCGAAAGAGUUACCAGCCUGGCUCCAUGGAGCCCUGGAUGGAGCCUCUGAGUCCAUUUGAGGAUGUGGCUGGCACAGAGAUGAGUCAGUCUGACAGUGGGGUGGACCUGAGUGGGGAUUCUCAGGUGUCAUCAGGUCCCUGCAGCCAGCGAAGUUCCCCUGAUGGAGGACUCAAGGGGGCAGCAGAGGGACCCCCCAAGCGGCCUGGAGGCCCCUCACCCCUGAAUGCAGUUCCUGGUGAGGGUCCACCUGGCUCUGAACCCUCUGAACCUCCUAGGAGACGGCCACCUGCGUCCAGUGAAGGGGAUAGAAAGGAGCUGCCCCGGGAGCAGCCUUUGCCCCCUGGUCCCAUAGGCACAGAACGAUCACAGCGUGCAGACCGAGGCCCAGAGCCAGGCCCCCUCCGGCCAUCCCAUCGACCUGCCCCCCCAGUCCAGUUUGGCACUAGUGACAAGGACUCAGACUUGCGCCUAGUGGUAGGAGACAGUUUAAAAGCAGAGAAGGAGCUCACAGCAUCAGUCACUGAGGCCAUUCCCAUAUCCCGAGACUGGGAGCUGCUCCCCAGUGCUUCUGCCUCAGCUGAGCCGCAACCCAAGAGUGUAGUUUCUGGGCAUUGUGGCCCAGAGGCCAACUCGUCAGGCCAACGCCUGUACCCAGAAGUCUUCUAUGGCAGCCCAGGGCCUCCCAAUUCCCAGGUCUCUGGGGGAGCCAUGGACUCUCAGUUACAUCCAAACAAUGGAGGCUACCGCCCUGGGACACCCUCACUACACCCUUACAGGUCACAACCCCUAUAUCUACCCCCUGGCCCAGCCCCUCCUUCAGCACUGCUCUCUGGGGUAGCUCUCAAGGGCCAGUUUUUGGAUUUCUCAGCACUGCAAGCCACAGAGCUGGGGAAGUUGCCAGCUGGAGGAGUUCUCUACCCUCCGCCUUCCUUCCUCUAUUCUCCUGCUUUCUGCCCCAGCCCUUUGCCUGAGCCACCUUUGCUUCAGGUACGCCAAGAUCUGCCAUCCCCUUCUGAUUUUUACUCUACUCCUCUGCAGCCUGGUGGACAAAGUGGCUUCCUUCCUUCAGGGGCCCCUGCCCAGCAGAUGCUUCUACCCAUGGUAGACUCACAGCUGCCUGUGGUGAAUUUUGGCUCCUUGCCGCCAGCACCACCACCUGCCCCACCCCCCCUUUCUCUGUUACCUGUGGGCCCUGCACUGCAGCCCCCCAGCCUGGCUGUGCGGCCCCCUCCUGCUCCUGCUACUCGGGUGCUGCCUUCACCUGCCAGGCCCUUCCCCCCAAACUUGGGGCGAGCUGAGCUACACCCAGUGGAACUAAAGCCGUUCCAGGAUUAUCGAAAGCUGAACAGCAAUCUCGGGGGACCUGGGUCAUCACGUACACCCCCAGCUGGAAGGUCCUUCUCUGGUCUCAGUUCCCGUCUCAAGGCCCCACCUUCCACUUACAGCGGAGUAUUCCGCACCCAGCGCAUUGACCUCUACCAGCAGGCAUCCCCACCAGAUGCUCUGAGAUGGAUGCCGAAGCCUUGGGAGAGGACAGGGCCACCUUCCCGAGAAGGGCCUUCCCGUAGGGCAGAGGAGCCUGGGUCCAGAGCUGACAAGGAACCUGGAUUGCCCCCACCCCGCUGAGGGAGGUCCCCAUCCCCCCUACCCCCGGGGCUUGUAUAUAGAUUAUAAAUAUAUAAGGGGGAAAGGGGUGGGUGGGGAGGGGUUGUGGGGCUAGAGCCUCACUUUCCCUCCUCCCCCUUCCCCUGAUCCCCUGUCCCUGGGGCCGUUUGUUAAAAAAGAAUAAUAAAAGGAUUU